UUGAUCAGCUGCCAGGUCAAUUAGGCCUACAACAGUACAACCGGCGGCGUUGGCUGUGGAUAUAUCUUCAAAGAUGACCAAAAUGAAAUAUACUCCGAUUUUGACCAUUUUAUUGCUAAUUUCAUUUCAAUCUGGAGACUGUUUCUUUGGGAGUCCUAGUUUUAUGAAGAUCCGACAGAAAGUUGAGGAACAUCGGAAACAAGAAAUUUUCAGACAGCUGUAUCAUGAACAGAUGCGAUUUCCAGAAUUCAUUGCCCGAACACCUAUUGUGGAUCAAUAUUUUACUCAGCCCCUUGACCACUUUGAUCCAGAAAUACUGUUGAGAUACAACCAGAGGUAUUGGGUGAAUGAUGCUUUUUGGAAGAGACCUGAUGGACCAGUGUUUUUAUAUAUAGGUGGCGAGGGAGCUCUUCAAUCGUAUGUUGUCCAGGCUGGCGAACAUGUGGAUCUUGCUAAGAAAUAUGGUGCUCUGGUAAUGGCAGUGGAACACAGAUAUUAUGGUGCUAGUAUAAAUGACAAUGGUCUGGAGCUCAAGAACAUGCAAUACUUAUCAAGUCAGCAGGCUUUGGCUGAUUUAGCCACAUUCCACACAUUUGCAUCAAGGAAGUACAACCUAACAAGUCAGAAUACGUGGAUUUGUUUUGGUGGAAGUUAUCCUGGUGCUCUCUCUGCCUGGUUCAGACUCAAGUAUCCUCAUCUUGUUUAUGGUGCUGUAGCAUCAUCUGCUCCUGUACGUGCAAUAACAAACUUUGAAGGCUAUAAUAAUGUUGUCGCUGCCAGUCUGGCUGACCCUGUUGUCAACGGCUCAAAAAAGUGUGCUGCUAACAUAAAAGCUGCUUUUGCUAAAGUGGAUGAACUGAUCAAAGGUCAACAAUUUCCAGACUUGGAACGGGAUUUCCUUUCAUGUGAGAAGUUCAAUGGCUCUCAUGAUGUCUUCCAAUUUGCAAGCAACUUGGCCGGGAAUUUCAUGGGCGUGGUGCAGUACAACAAGGAGAUGCCGAGCAUAGAUAUUACUGGUAUAUGCAGGGAAAUGGAUACCGACUUGAAUCCUUACGCCAGCUUGAUGAAGUUGAACAAGGACCUUCUCACCCAAACUGGAGAAAAAUGUGCAGACAAUUCCUGGACGAACUUCUUGAAACAAAUGAAGAACACAACAGUAGAUAGAAAAACUGGUGGUGCUGGAAUCAGGCAGUGGAUCUACCAAACAUGUACCCAGUUCGGUUACUAUCAAACUUGUGACACCAACACAACCUGCAUAUUUUCAAAAGCCAUGGAACUUGGCCCAAAUCUUGACAUCUGUUCCAGUGUGUUUGGUAUCAUGCCAUCACAAGUCGAUAAAAGAAUAGAAUUCUCUAAUGCAUAUUAUGGUGCUGAUCAACCCAGGGGGACACGAAUCAUGUUUGUGAAUGGUUCAAUCGAUCCAUGGCAUGCACUCAGUGUCCUGGGUGAUGCAAGUGCUUCAGAAAUUGCUAUAUUUAUCAAUGGAACAGCUCACUGUGCGAACAUGAGUUCUGGAAAGGCCAGUGACCCACAGUCACUCAAAGAUGCCCGCACAGAAAUUUCUGCAAGAAUACGGCAUUGGCUUCAGCAAGCAAGGCUUGAAGUGAGCAACAGAAGACAGUAGAAACAAACAUUUUGUGCUGUUCUGCAGUUUUACUUGAAGAUGGACCAGUCAAACAUUUAUGGAAACUCACAGUACCAAUACCACUUCACAUUUUGGUAACCCAUGUUCUUACAUUUAACGAAAUCUCUAUACAAAGGUGAACUGCGACUUUUUUUCAAGGGCCAUGUACAGAAUGUUCUCCUAGUUAUGCUGCCUUUCAUUAAAGCUUUACGAAGUGUACAUAUGUACUCCACAGCUGUGUUUUUAAUACCGGUGGUUAUGUCAAUUACAUGGGAUCCUACGGUAUUGAGAUGACAGUCUUAUACUGCAUUGUAGUUCUUUUGAAUAACUAAGUUUUAACAACUUUAUUAAAAAGUUUAUCAUUUUGUGCUUGAUUUGUUCAGUUGUUUAGAAUGCUGAUCUUCAUGUUCCCUAAUUCAGUGAUUUAUGAUCAGGCACAGAUAUUUUUAGAAAAAAAAACAAAAAAAGCAUUGUUUUAGAAGGUUUUCAAAAGUUGCAUUGUAAAUAUGUUUCUUUGAUUUAUACAAGAUGUUCAAAAUGUUUUAGAGUGAAUGUUUUAAAUUAGGGCAAGUGAUGUAUUAAGAUUUAUACUAGUAGCGCUGAUAAAAUGCCUAGAUUAUAUUUUCAUGAGUGAAAUUUAUCCAAGACUGUGAUUAUUGCUCUAUAACAUGAUUGUAUAAUAAAUUCAAAUUUUCUAUGAA
Molecule: messenger RNA, 2325 nt
Organism: Lineus longissimus
Lineage: Eukaryota; Metazoa; Nemertea; Pilidiophora; Heteronemertea; Lineidae
Product: thymus-specific serine protease-like
Exons: 11
Coding region: 74-1624 (516 amino acids)
Biological process (GO): proteolysis
Cellular component (GO): lysosome; endosome
Molecular function (GO): dipeptidyl-peptidase activity; serine-type exopeptidase activity
Source: RefSeq, a predicted model, not a curated record